AUGGCUCAUUUUGUCUGUGGAAUCGGCGGUGCCCCUUGCGGAGAUCCCUGGGUAACUCCAUCCGGCGGCGUUUAUGAAAAGAAGAACAUCGACCGGUGGAUAAGCGAGCAUGGAACUGAUCCGCAAACAGAACGAGCGCUCAGCAAAGAAGAUUUGAUCAAAAUGAUCCAAGCACCUGGUGUUCGUCCGCAACCUCCACAGUCCAUGUCUGUCAGCUCGAUUAUCAAAUCAAUCCGAGACGAGUACGACGCAAUCGUCCUCGCCAACGCGAAAAUGAUCAAAGACAACCACGCGAAUAAAGACCAACUUCGAGAUCGACUGUACAAUCAAGACGCGGCCGUGAGAGUGAUUGUGCGACUCACUCAGAAGCUCAACAAUCUUCGUCUUGAACUACAAGAAGCAGAAAAAGAAGAACAAGCGAAAAUCGAAGCAGCUGGCGAAGCGAUGGAAGCGGAAGAAGUGGCAGAAGACGACCUUCAUUUGGAGAAGGUGAUGCAGCGACUCAAGGAAGAAGGAGAAAAGCUUUCCUCGGCGAGAAAGAAGCGAGGAAAGAAACCGCCCGCUGAACUUGUCGAUACUGGAACGCUUUCGAACUACGUCGUUCAGACAAAUUAUCCUGGUCUCCAUUCCGCCUCUGUUCCUGGAAUCACAUGUCUGGAUGUGCAUCGGCAAAGCGGUAUCAUUGCGACAGGUGGAAAGGAUAAAUCAGUUGUGUUAUUCAACCGCCAACACGAGGAAAUCAUCGCUCAGUGCAAAGGUCAUACAAAAGCAGUUACGUCCGUUGCUCUGCAUCAGCAUGGCCCGAUCGCCGUUUCUGGAUCGAAUGAUAGUACGAUUAGAGUUUGGAACUACGAGGAUGAAGAAAAGGUUCGUUCAUCAAAACUCAAAAUUCACAACGAUGCGGUCACCUCUCUUUCCCUCCACCCGACCCAAGAUUUUAUCCUCUCCUCGAGCAACGACAAGUCGUGGGCAUUCACCGACAUCUUCGCUGAGCGAGAAAUUGUCCGGGUUUUCGAUGAGGAUCGCGUUUCUUGCGCCCAGUUCCAUCCUGACGGUCUCAUUCUUGGAACUGGAACGAGCAGAGCCGAAGUUAAGAUUUGGGAUUUGAAGUCGUCGUCGAAUACUGAGAAUGCCAAGCCCGCUGCUUCGCCGUUCAAGGGCCACUCUGGACCAGUCGAAACGAUGUGCUUCUCAGAAAAUGGUUAUCACCUGGCCACGGCGUCUCGGGAUAAUGAAGUUCGCAUUUGGGACUUGAGAAAGCUCAAGCUCUUGAAGACGAUUACCUUGUCCGACUCUUUCAAAGUCAGCCACGUCACUUUCGACCAGUCGGGAACUUACUUGUCCGUUGCUGGCGGAGAUGUGCGCGUUUUCAAGGUCAAAGAAUGGAACGAGAUUUGCCGAUACACUGCGCAUACGGACGAUGUCACAAGCAGCUCCUGGGGCGCUCUUGCUACAGAGCUCGUGACUUGCUCUCUUGACAGAACUGUCAAGGUCUUCUCCCUCGAAGAUAACCAGGGAUCGAAAUUCGCUUGA
Molecule: messenger RNA, 1533 nt
Organism: Oikopleura dioica
Lineage: Eukaryota; Metazoa; Chordata; Appendicularia; Copelata; Oikopleuridae
Source: the annotation of a GenBank genome assembly